AUUUUUUUAAAUUAUUUUUUCAUAGUACCAAAAAUAACUCGAGUAAUACUUCGUCCAGUUUUACCAAACACGCAUUUCUGUUUGUUGUUAUUGCGGAUUAUUAUAUGUUAUUGUCAAAGUUAUAGUACAGUAUUAAAUCCCUAUACACAAUUUAGUUAGAUAUUUGUUCAUUGUUGUAAUAGUUGGAGAACGAAAUCAUAAACCUGUACAUCUGAAAAAUUAAAACAUCUUUUCAGCAAAAUAAAGAAAACAUAAAUAAUAAUGAAAAUAAAGCAACUUUUGCCAAUUAACUAAUUAAUAGAAGUUCGCUUUGCUCUAAUCAAUCUUUUCAAUUAAACGAAUUUGUUUACACUUUUUAUUACUCUAAAUAAAUACGACCAAUUUCCGAAAAAUAGGCCAAUUUAAAUGAAGACACUUCCCCUAAUUAGUGUUGAUUUUUGGAUUUGUCGUUUUUUAAACUAAUUUCCUGUGAAUUCGGAUAAAAAGUUUUACCAACCGAAGGAAAAUUUUAUAGGAGUAUCUUGGACAGAUUGAUAAUAUUUACUCAUUGGCUAUUAAAUAACUUUAAGUUCUAAAACUUGCAUGAGAAUAUUAGUCCAAUAGCUCACUACUUGGUAUAGUCAAAGUCUUAAAGCAAACAGAAAAGUUGGUCUUGAAAUAAUUAACUAGGUACUUUCGCACAUGCUUGUAUGAAUCUAUAAUAUCUGUAUCAAUUCUGAUUUGGCGAUUGGAUUAAUAUGUAAAUAACAGAAAUAUAUAUCGAAUUGCUUCGGUUUUUUCGAUAUACUUAAGGUAAUUUAAUUUAGUUUGCUUUACUUUCUUAAAUUCAUGAAUUAAUUAGCAACGAAAUUUUCAUAAAACUUAUUAGGUGAGCGUAUUGUUGGCAAUGAUAUAAAAGCAAAGGACUUGCUUGAAUAAGGCAGUAUCAACUUAGUGUUCUACUGUCUACCAACUACUAAAAAUGUUUAAGAUAUUAGUUUUGUGCGCUUUGAUUGGCAUUGUUUUGGCCCAAGAAGAACAUCAUCAUUACAAGGAUAUUGACUAUUACGCCAUUCCUCACUACGAAUUCAAAUACUCUGUGAAAGAUCCCAAACACCACGACGUACACGAGCAACAAGAGCAUCGCUACGGGAACAAAGUGAAAGGCGAAUACUCUCUCCAUGAGCCUGAUGGCACUAUUCGAAUUGUGAAAUACGAAGCUGACAAAGAAAAUGGUUUCAAUGCGGUAGUGGAAAGGAAAGGUCAUGCCAUCCACCCUCAACAUUACAAAACCUACAAAGACUAGACAUGUGAAUUCAACAGUUUCCAAGAGCUUUGCCCACCAAAGUACAACCACAAUUUUAUAAGA
This is a messenger RNA of Dendroctonus ponderosae (mountain pine beetle), 1348 nucleotides long. Its product is annotated as adult-specific cuticular protein ACP-20. NCBI's taxonomy places the organism in Eukaryota, Metazoa, Arthropoda, Insecta, Coleoptera, Curculionidae. The transcript is spliced from 3 exons. Gene Ontology annotation, cellular component: extracellular matrix. The record is from RefSeq and is a predicted model, not a curated record. The coding region runs from base 962 to 1285 and encodes 107 amino acids.